AUGUCGUCCGCAUCACAGCCCGGCGGCCAAAACGAGGCGCAGCAUUACAGCGAAGCCCUCGAGCUCGACGAGGCACGCCUCCAAGCCGCUACCGCCUCCGAUCAGGGCGAUGUCUUUGUGAUCGAAUGGCUCUCGAAAGCGGAGCAGGCUCUCCUCAAGGCCGACGUUGACACGAUCAAAUCGAGUCAGAGCAGCUUCGAAGCCACGAUCCUCAAACUCGCAUGUCCAAGCGUCACCUUUGGCAAGAGCGACGACAAUGCCAUCAUCGUAACUCCCAACACCGCCAUACCGCGUCCAGGCAGGCCCACUCGACGUCUUCUAGCUCGUUGCGUCCUUGUGCUCUUCCGUCGCAUCGACUCGCGUUCUCUCUUCGAUGUCCUGCAGAAUCUCAUUCGCGUCGCUGGAGAAGAUGCCAAGGGCAGGACAGCCGAACGCGAGGUGCGUGUCGCUGCUCUCUACAUCCUCGGCGAGGUCUUUGGCUCGCUUGGCCAGCAGAUCAUGUCUCUCUUCAACGACAUCGUCAAUCUCGCCCAAAAAGUGUUCAAACAGUCAAGCCACCCCGUCAUUCUCCGCUACCACGCGCUCUUGGCGCUCCAGAAGACGCUCACUGUCGCUGGUAAGAGUUUGGGUGAUCAAGCAGGCAAGGAUCUCAUCAAGGCGCUUCGACAGGGCCUUUCCGAUCGUGCAGGCGCGGUUGUGCGUGGAUGUGCAGACAGCAUCCUCGCCAUCGUACACCAAGCUCAGCUCAUUACGACACGCAACGAGGUCGAGAAUCUCGUCUCGCCCGCCCUCAAGGCAAUUGAAUCGGCUGACUUUGUCACCAAGCGCGCCCUCAGCCGCAUGCUCGCCGGCCUUCUCGCUUCCACCCAAGUCGAACAAGCCCCACCCGCCCCGGCUCCAGCCAAGAAAACGAGCAAGAAGAAAAAGGAAGGCGGCGCGGACGACGAUUCGGACGACGACGACAACGCUAAUUCAGCAGCCUCAGCUGCAGCAAGUGCUCCUCGCGCCAUGCUGACGCCGGUGGGCAUGCUUGACCAGCUUUCGUUGCCCUUCCUGCGCAACUCCACCGGCCGCAAAGCUCGAGCGGCUCUUCUUGACGUCUACGCAACGCUCUUCGAGACGCUCGGCUCCGCUUGGGUCAACACCAACUAUGCCGCCAUCCUGAAACAUCUCAUCGACGACCUCCCCAACCACUUUCGCGGUUCGUCCCCCACGCGUGCCGAUGUGCUCAACGUUCGCACCGGUGUCACGCUCAUUCUGCGCAAACUCGUUGGGGAACACAUGCUUGGUGAGCAGGCGCAGGUGCUGGCCAUUCAAGAAAUUUGCGUCAGUUACCUCAAAAAGUGGCCCGCCGUCAUGCCAGAGCAGCAGCCCCCUUCCAAAACUACACUGACACUUGCUCUCGCUGAAAUCUCAGGUCUGCUUGUCCAGCUCGGCAGCGUGCCUCCUCAGGUGCUCGAUGCCGCCUACGACCCGCUCAUUCGUUGCCUUGCCCAUCCCAGCCACUCGGUGCAGGUGCAAGCCUCGUGGUGUCUGAGGACCUUGUGCCAAGUGUCCCCCGUCCACCUCUCGCCCACGCUAGCAGCCGUCCUCGAGCUGCUUAAUCGUGAUCUCACUAUGCUCGCCAACGGCGGCGGCUCGGUUGGCGCCACUCAGCUCUCGAAGCGCGCCAACGGACAUGCCAAGGGUCUCGCCGCCCUCAUCAGUGUCAUUCCGCAACGGCCUCUGUACACGUCGUUUGCAAUUAGCUCCAAGGUGCUCUCACUCGCCAUCCAGCUGCUGAAAAAUAGUGGCAACCACGAUCUCGGCGUCUCGGCUGUCGAGAUCUCGGUCGCCUGGACACUCGUCGGCUCUCUCACCUCGCUCGGCCCCAACUUUGUGCGCCUUCACCUCCCGCAGAUGCUCAUCCUCUGGCGCAACUCGCUUCCCAAACCUACUUCCAAGGACACGGCACCGGGUCCCUCGACCCGUUCCGACGCCGAAUGGGGCUUCCUCCUGCACGUGCGGGAAUGCACGCUCACCUCGAUCUUCGCUUUUCUCCUUCACAACGGCUCGACCCUCGUCACCCUCGAUACUGCGCGCAGGCUCGUGGCACUUCUUAGCAAUACACUCGCCUUUGUCGAUGGCUUCGCCGCCCAGAAUCCGCACCUUUUGCAGGAGCACACGCCAGGAGCCGAUCGCAACACGCUCUCGCUCCUCGAUCGAGAGUUUCUCUUGCGACGCCGUCUCCUGCAGUGCCUUACCGCUUUGGCUCAUAAUCCGGCCAUCGAGCCUAUGCAGGCAGGUCUCGUCAGGACCACCAUCCAGACGUUUGCUGACCCGGACCGUUACAUUGGCAGCUCAGCUCAGGCCGCUAUUGCCGCUAGUGCAGGCAACUUUACCAGCGUGUGGGAGAUGGCCGAUGGCUACGCAUUUGGCGUGACCAGCUUACAGCGCGAUGCCGAGACUUUUGCAUCUGACCCUGUCGGCGGUCUUGCCGCCUCCAGUGCCAUUGCUCGUCCCGACUUGCUCAACCGCGACCUGGUGGAAACGCAGCUCGACGCACUUCAGAGGCGUCCUGUGCUGGGUGCCCCCGAACAUGACGAGCUCUUUCUCUACUCAACGGUUCGCUCUUCGGCGUCCCAUCGGCCUUCGCAGCACUCAGCUGCCUCUGGCAAUUUCGCAGAAGCUCCAGAGUCGGCUACACUGUCCCCGCCCGCCGGAACUGGCGUUGUCGACGCGGGCAUUCAGCUUUUCACCGCUCUCUUCCCCUAUCAGGAGCGAGACGUGCAGGUGGCCACGAUCGAGGCGAUGCUGGCUCACACCAGAAGCACCAAGCUCGACAGAAACCCUGGACGCAAGCAGGCCAUCCAAGUCAAUGUGGUGGUCGCCAUCCUUGGCGCGCUGCGCGUCGCAGUGCAAGGUGGUACGGGCGCCAAUGGCAAGCGGCCGAGCGGCUUCAACAACGAUCGCCUCAGCUCGGCUAUCAAGGACCUAUUGCAGGAUGCGCUCCUUCAGGCCGACCCUGCGCUGCGUGCCGCCGCCAGCGAGGCAUACGGAAAGCUUGCGGCGGUGGCCGGGUCGCAGGCCUUGUCCAGUCAGGUGCAAUUCCUCGUCGACCAGAUCGUGGGCAACCGCGAUCCGGAUGCCCGUGCCGGCUGCGCGCUCGCCUUUGGUGCCGUGUACAAGGAGGUGGGUGGCCUGGCCGCUGGUCCGUUGACCAAGACCAUCGUCAACGUGCUCAUGUCACUCUCCAACGACCCGCACCCGACGGUGCACUACAACGCCUUGGAAGCGCUUCACCUCGUCAUCGAUUCAGCGAGCCUGAGCUACAGUCCCUACGUCGCUAGCACGCUCGGCAUGCUCGUCAAGCUGUACAUGCUCGACACGCACGAGCCCGAAGGUGGCAGCGCGGGAUCCGUCAACCUGCGCGCUGAUCUGCCGGCCCACCAGGCUGUUUGCCGUGUCGUCAACGCUCUGAUUGGUGUUCUGGGUCCCGAUCUGCAGGAGUCAGCACGGGUCCGUAGCCUCGUCCACUGCUUGCUGUACGAGUUCUCACGCGAGACCGACCCCGGCGUCAUCGUUGAAUCGACCAAGGCUCUGCAGCACUUUGGUCUCUUUGCGGCCCAAUAUGUCGACGUCGCAGCGUGGAUCGCACAGCUGCGCAAGCAGCUGACAGGUAAGCAGCGCACGCUUAAACUCGCUGCCACCAACGCCUUCUAUCAGCUCGUACAGCGCGAGGCGCUGGCCAUGAGCCGCAUCGGAGGCGACCAGCUUGUCGAGGAAUUUUUCGCCCAGCUCGACGAGGACCCCAAGCUCGACGGCGCUCGCGAGGUGAUCCUCAGCUGGCUGCAAAAGACGGCCGAUUUGGCGCCGAGCGGCUGGAUCGACUUGUGCCAGCGCAUCAUGUCGUCGGUGCCCAGUCGCAAUACGCCAGAUGCAGCUGCCAAGGGCAAGGAGGCGCUUCCAAGCCUCGCCACCAUGCUACAGGACGAGGAAGCGGCGGCCAUCGACCUCGGCAACGACGCCAGCACGGUCAAGCUCAACGCCACGGGGGGCAGUCGAUGGCGAACGCAGCUGUUCGCGCUUCGUUGCCUGCACCAGGUGUUUGUGACCGUGCGUCAGGCUGGCAAGCUCGAGCACUUUAGCACGCCACCUGGAGCGGGCGAAAAGGGGCAGGCAUCCUCGCAGCGUCGACUGCUCAUGAGCAACCGCGUGGUCGAUCUCAUCCGCAUGGCUUUCAGUGCCAGCACCUCGGCCAACAUCGAGAUCCGUUUAGAGGGUCUGGUGGUGCUGCGCGACGUGAUUGAGUCGUUCCGGCUCGCGCGCGACCCAGACUUUGAGGAGGCGCUGCUUCUGGAACAGCAUCAAGCACCCAUCGCAGCCGCCUUGACGCCAGCCUUCUUGGCGGACUCGACGCCCGAGGUGCUGGCCUUGGCCGUGCAGGUUUGCGCGAUCUUUGUAGCCUCGGGUGUGAUCAAGGAGGUGAGCCGCAUGGGUCGAAUCCUCAAGCAGCUCGUAUCUGCGCUCGAUAAUUGCAUGCAGCCCAGCAUGACGCAGCUUGGCGACGUCAAGGAUCUCUCGCAGAAUGCCAACGCCAUGCUCAAGAUUGCUGUCUUCACUGCCUGGGCCGAACUUCAAACGGCAAGCGCUACGCAGAAGUAUCUCGAGGAUGUGGUUAAGCCGCACGUGGCGCGCAUUGUUCCGUAUUGGAUCGCGUGUUUACGCGAGUAUGCCAAGAUCCGAUCGGACCCGGAGAUGGACGCAGGCGGAGCACCUGGAGGCCCAGGACCUUCGAUCAAUGCUAGUCUCGACUCGCAGUACGCUGGGCUGGCGCGCGAGGUGGUGCUGCCGUAUCACGAGCGUUCUUGGCACACCAUUCUACAGGCAGUAACGGGUCUGUUACACCAAAGCGAUGCGCGCGCGCUCGCAGCGAUGGACGGCGAGACGGUGCCUACCACGGAGGGUUCAUAUCCGGCGGCACCCAAAACGCGAAGCGAGCCGUGCCUGUUUUUCUUUGUUCUGUAUGGUCUAGCGUUCGAGGCGCUGGCGACACGAUCGUCGAGCAGCUUCGAGUCGGUGCAAGAGGGCAAGGUGAUGCGGAUCUCAUUGCGCGCCAUGACGGCGCUCAGCAAGCCGGAGGUGGCAGGUUCGACGCUGUUGCAGGACACGCUAUUCUCGGAGUUGUGUAAUUUGUGGUACCGUCUGGUGAUGACCGAGCCUCCAGCGGUGCAGGUGUCGGUACUCGAGACAAUUGGUGGCAUGGCAGCAUCGUACGGCAAGCUGCUGCUGUCUGCUGAUGACGAAGCCGCUGCUGAAGCAGGAAAGCUGCCGAAAGAGGCCAAGCUGAGCCAAUGCUUGCGCGUUGUUGUCUGCGUGCUGCAGAAUGUGCGCACUACUCGUGGCUCGGUGGAGGAGAAAAGUGCGCUGCUGCGAGUUGCGUACUCUGCGUACAUCGGCAUCGUGGGCCUGUACCCUAAGAUGCUGCAGGAAGAUCUGUUCGCCGUAGGCUUCUACACGUAUGCAGAGAUGCUCAAGGACGAGACGUCCGAGCAGGAUCUCGUCGGCUCGUCGCUGGGCUCGCUCAAAGACCUCUGCGAGCGCUCGGCCAAGUCUGUGAGGCCCAACAGCGAUGUGCUGCAGCGUGCGAUUCACGGUUUCCUGUCGCAGGCGCUUCAGCACGUCGACGACUUGCGCACGCGGGCUGGGCGAAUCGCACUCAACAAGACGAAAAACAGUCUGCUGGCGGUGGUGGUGGUGCUCACGUCGAUCCCGGUCAACGUCAAGGUGUCACAGGCGGUGGCUGAAUAUGCAUGCUACCUGAUCGUGCAGAAGGUGCUCUUAUUUGAGGAGGAGGUGGAGCAGUGGAAACAGACGAGUCAGGCGAAGAGCGGGGAUGCGCAACCGCUGGGCGAAGGGGUGGAGGAGAUUGGGUUGACGGCAGUCAACUGUGCAAGGACCGUGGUGCUUGCGUCGUCCAGGGGUAAUGCGGCAUUGCUGUAUUGUGUUGGGCAGCUGUUGCCCGGCCUUAUCGAAUUUGUCUGUCGCGCUGGGCCGCUAUUUGCGACGUGGAGCAAACCUCGCACGGGAACUACGCCCAUGACAGCUCUGCGCAGCGCCCUCGAGGACGUGAUCAAGACGUUCGCCGGCUUAGUGGCUGUGCUUCCCAACGAGGGGGAGUUCCGCGCUCAGGCACUUGCGAUCAUCUUGCCCACGUUUUUGGUGCUGCUUUCGCCCUCGACCGUCACGGAGCUGCACACGUUCACGGUCAGGCAGCUGAUCACGUUGGCCGGUCAGCACGCGGCCGCGUUCAAGGAGGCGACGGCAGCGUUAGAUGCAGAGCGCAGGGCGUUGUUAGAGAAUGCAAUUCGCGCGCAGUUGGGUCAAUCGGCGGCGGCUUCAGCUGCUGGUGCGGGAGGUGCGGCAAGUGGGGCGGGGGGCACAGGGACCAAGCAGGCGGCUAGCUCGAUUGCGCUCAAGUCUUUUGGUGGUUAG
Sporisorium graminicola is the source of this 6474-nucleotide messenger RNA. RefSeq lists its product as uncharacterized. Gene Ontology annotation, cellular component: membrane; endocytic vesicle; Golgi apparatus. The transcript has a single exon. Bases 1 to 6474 code for a protein of 2157 amino acids. Lineage: Eukaryota; Fungi; Basidiomycota; Ustilaginomycetes; Ustilaginales; Ustilaginaceae. The record is from RefSeq and is a predicted model, not a curated record. Gene Ontology annotation, biological process: endocytosis; retrograde transport, endosome to Golgi; intracellular protein localization.